Messenger RNA from Protopolystoma xenopodis, 579 nucleotides. NCBI's taxonomy places the organism in Eukaryota, Metazoa, Platyhelminthes, Monogenea, Polystomatidea, Polystomatidae. The record is from the annotation of a GenBank genome assembly.
AUGCUUUUCGUCUCUGCUCGUGUCGCUGUCAAUGGUCCAAGUCCCGACACAACCGAGCAGUCACUACCAACCACCCUCCUUCCAGCCGGAACUUCGGUCGCCCUGUCCCGUAUCUUCGUGAGGGCUGUCCAGCCGAAUCUUCAUUGCCCUGUCUUCUUGCAAGGCACCCACAUGACAAUGCCCGGUGGUCCACUGUUUCAAUCUGUGGGUCGAGUUGACGCCCUCUUUACGGGGGGCUCAGGUCACACGACGCUCUCGUCCGGUUUCACAUCACGCCAUUCAAAAGGAUCCCGUUUCCCGACCACAUGGACAGGCCCCGAUGGCGGACAUUUUGGGUUGUGGCAGACCACAAAGUCGAGGCAGUCGAGGCGUGGACAACCCGGACGGCCAAUGCCGACGUCCAAAUCGACAUGGCGCCAGCUCAGUUGUGCAGUCAAGCCUCUGCGAUUGCAAUUCCGUGUAAGGGAAGGCCAUGGCCUCCACAACUUUGCGCAACCAGUGGCCUAUCUUCCAGACAAUGAGCUUCAAGGCGACCUGACUUACGCCAUCGAAUGUAGGUUAAACAGACCUAGUCUCUAA